Molecule: messenger RNA, 356 nt
Organism: Caenorhabditis angaria
Lineage: Eukaryota; Metazoa; Nematoda; Chromadorea; Rhabditida; Rhabditidae
Source: the annotation of a GenBank genome assembly
AUGAAAUCUCAAUUUGCGGUCCUCACUUUGCUAUUCGUAGCAAUUCUGGCUAUUGCUAAUGUAAAUGCACUUCCACGCCAACAACAGGUAUUCUUCCUAAAUUGACCAAAAUUUCAGAAUAAAUCUAUUUUGUUUAGAUGAGAUACGGUAACUCGUUGCCAGCCUACGCACCUCAUGCACUUUAUCGUUUCUACAACUCAAGACAGGUAAGAGUUGUAGAUCCUUCGAAAAUUGAGAAAAUUCGCAUUUUGAAGUUUGCCCCCGUGCCAAACAAACGCAACAAUGCCGAAGUUGUCAAUCAUAUUCUGAAGAAUUUCGGAACAUUGGAUCGUCUUGGCGAUGUCGGACGGCGUUAA